UUUUUAUCCCUCAUUCCCCUCUUUUGAAAUAUGCAUAUGAACUCUGAUCUACUGUCGCUGUCUCCUUCUCGUUCCUUAGAAUUAAAGGCGCACGAAUGCAUCUGUGAACCAGGAGGUGGACGUACUGUACUGUGUCGGGACUAUUUUGAUAAAGGAAAGCUCUUCUCCAUUGAAUGACAAAUUCUCAAUGACGCAGCAUUUUACGUACGUUAAUCUGUGUUCGGUAAAUAUCAUUGGUGUGUGUGUAUACACUUGAUAUACCACUGGUGAGAAAACUGAUAUGGAAAAUGAGGAGUGGGCAACUACACGACUGGAUAAUAACGUCAGUUAGCAGCAGAAGCGAUUGAACUAUGGAACGGUGGAUCGGAAAAAUCGCUCUCGUGACUGGAGCGAGUUCUGGCAUUGGUGAAGCCAUUGCCAAAGCUUUUGUAGUAGCCGGUAUUAAUGUUGUGGGUAUUGCACGCCGCGAGGAACGAUUACAAGUGUUGGCUAAGUCCCUCGAAGGGUCCAAAGGUUCACUCUAUCCCGUUCGAGCCGAUGUGCGAAAUGAAGCCGAUAUCUUGAAGGCAUUUGAAUACGCGAAAAGUGCAUUCGGUGGCGUUGACGUUCUCGUAAACAAUGCGGGGAUUUGUCAUCAUGAACCAAUCACAGAGGGAUCAACAGAACAUUUCCGAGCUAUUCUAGAAGUUAAUCUUCUUGCUCCAGCAGUAUGCGCCAGAGAAGCUGUGAAAUCCAUCCGUGAACGUGGCGUGGAGGGUCAUAUUUUCAAUAUGAAUAGCCUCUUGGGACUCGAACCAACACUGUCCCCGGUUCCUCUCAGUCUCUAUCCAGCGAGUAAAUGCGCCUUGCGUGGACUGACUGAAAAUUUGAGACAAGAAACUCGCCGGCAUAAAGAUAAUAUCAGAGUAACUGGAAUAUACCCGGGAUUGGUGAAAACAGAACUCCUGGAGUUAUCGGGCGGUGAUCCGAGAACAUUCAAAGUAUUGCCAUACGUUCAGCAAGAAGACAUUUCCGAUUCACUUAUUUACGCUCUCUCAGCACCGCCCAAUGUGCAAGUCGAAGAAAUAAAAAUUAAUCCUCUGAACCUAAGACUCUAACUCCUGGAUUUUGUCACCUGGGGUUGGUGCAGGCGUUCAUUUGUCUGACGGAACAACUGGUGUGACCUGCGCUAGCAAAUUACCUGUUGGCUAUCUACAUUCGAAUCUCUUUUUCUCGCUGCCAUCCACCAGAAUCAAGGGCGACGCCUUCAACGGCGGGUGUCAUUAGUAACCUUGGCGUCGGCCUCUACAUUAGACUAUCCUCUGCCAAAACAGUGAGGUGUUUUGGUCGAGAGGAUAAACUAAUGUCCAGACUCACUCGAAUGUUAGUAAUGACCCUUGCGGUGUGAGGCGCCAUCAUUGAUUCGGACGGCGACAAAGAGAGCCCUAUGCAGACAGUAGAACGGUGAUUUUUUUCGAAAAAUUAAUUAAUUAUAUCGUUUAUACUAGGCCUCUGCCCGUUUGUACAGAGUUUACAAUAUUUUCUUAGUUUCCCACUUAUGUUUAUAUGAUACAAUCACCUGUCGAUUAUUCAACAUAUGAAUCUGCAUCGCUGCAUUAUUAACAUUUACUAACACCACCACAGUACGUCCAAUUCUUAAGCUAGAAUUAUUAGAAUAAAGAUAAAGUGUAAUGUCAUCCUAUAAAAACUAACGAUAUACAAGAAAAAAGGCUCAAGUAGUUCUAAACCUUCAAAA
Diachasmimorpha longicaudata is the source of this 1735-nucleotide messenger RNA. RefSeq names its product dehydrogenase/reductase SDR family member 11-like. The record is from RefSeq and is a predicted model, not a curated record. Lineage: Eukaryota; Metazoa; Arthropoda; Insecta; Hymenoptera; Braconidae. Bases 351 to 1097 code for a protein of 248 amino acids. The transcript is spliced from 6 exons.